UAUCAGCCAGAUCUCCUCACAGAACGGACAGGCGGGCCAUCCAGCGGGAUGAGAACAAGAAAAGCUACGAGUGUACGAGUUGAAGUUGUUGUAGAUGUUAGCCGUGUAUCCAGGGUCGGUGCUCUUGACGUGUCCCGGGAUGGAGACGCCGCUGAAGCUCUUGGAGCCUCCGCCAGUGACCUUGACUUGAGCGCACGAGAUGUAGAAUUGAGGGGUGGAGCCGGGGUUGUGGAUGGCGAGCUGCUCGAUGCGGACGAGGUACUCGCCGGCGGGCACGCACGAGGGGAUGUUGACAGAGUACUUGGUCGACAUGUCCCAGGUGGCUUGGCCGCCGUUGAAGGUCGGGCCAAUCUCCUUGAUCUUGAACCAUGGGGUAGAUCCGUCGGCGGCGGAUGCGGAGUCGACCUUGGUCAUGUAGCUGUUGGGGGUGGUGGGCCCUGGUGGUAGACAGCUACGUCGGCUUCGAAUGUCAAAGCUGAUCCAGCUGCCACGGAGACUGUGGUGGUGUCCGCUCCGGAUCCACCACCGACGUUGCAGCGCAAGUCCUUGUCGGCAAGGUCCGUCACGGGAGAGUUGUUGUUGGUGUUUUUGCGGAUGUUCUGGUAGACACCUCCCUGAGCACCGUUGGCAGUGAGCUUCUGGAAGAUGUAGUGACCGUUGACAGCCUCGAGGAAGAGGGCGCUCGCAAGAGCAGCGGUGGAGAUGAACUUCAUGUUUAAGGUUUGGCUGAAAAGGCUCGAUGGGAUACUGAGGUGAAAUGAACGAUUGUCGAAGUGAAUGUCGAUGUAGUGGAUCUAGGAGUGUGCCAUUUGCUUCUCU
Messenger RNA from Periconia digitata, 819 nucleotides. NCBI's taxonomy places the organism in Eukaryota, Fungi, Ascomycota, Dothideomycetes, Pleosporales, Periconiaceae. The record is from the annotation of a GenBank genome assembly.